Fopius arisanus is the source of this 3873-nucleotide messenger RNA. It is a transcript of the gene Mondo, whose product is annotated as MLX interacting protein mondo. Gene Ontology annotation, cellular component: nucleus. Gene Ontology annotation, molecular function: protein dimerization activity; DNA-binding transcription factor activity, RNA polymerase II-specific; RNA polymerase II cis-regulatory region sequence-specific DNA binding. The record is from RefSeq and is a predicted model, not a curated record. The transcript is spliced from 9 exons. Gene Ontology annotation, biological process: regulation of transcription by RNA polymerase II. Bases 470 to 3355 code for a protein of 961 amino acids. NCBI's taxonomy places the organism in Eukaryota, Metazoa, Arthropoda, Insecta, Hymenoptera, Braconidae.
CCUCGGACAAUCCCCCAGUUAGUCGUGUUAUCAUCACAAUAAACUCAACUAAACUCGUGUUACCACUGAGGUUUAUUCAUUAUUACAAUCCCCUCGACUCCCUCGAGCCCCGGAAAAUUCAGUUCAAUGUGAUUUUUGGUGCAGCCAUGAGACAUUAUCCGUCGCGCAAUAGAAAAUUCAGUCUGAGACCAGCCAGACUGACGCCAAUGGUGUCCAGACAACACCAAUUACCAUCUAUUUAACGUUUUAUAUAUUUUUAUUAUCAUUGGUGCAGUGAUAAUACAUCGAUUAAAAUAUUUCGGUGGUGUCUGGAGUUUUUGGUGGUAUAAUCAGUGUCUGUGCUGUCAUUUCCAGUGAGUGAUCAUAUGUUUUUGUCGCAACAUCUUUUUUCAACGCAUCGACAACGAAGGAAUUUAUUUCUCAUUCUCACUCGACAUUCUACUCUGGUCUCGAUAAAGUGAAAGUGGAUAUGCAGGCGGAGCUAAUGUGUCGAAAACCACUUGUGAUGACAGGAAGAAAUAUGUCAGAGCACCAGAAUUAUCACAGGGGUAAAAAUGAAUCUCGAGAUUCACGGGAAACGAUUCACUCUGGUCACUUCAUGGUCUCGGAUUUUGAGGCCGAGGCGCAGGACGACGAAGACGAGCUUGCGGUACCUGUACCCGAGGAAGAAGCUGCUAAACUCGCGAUUGUCGCACCCGCUGGAUUUUCUCUGGAGAGAUUUGUUAAUAUAUCGAAUGCUGAGAAGAGCUCGCAGCAGCUCAGCAUCGAGACGUCAUUGAACAAAUUAUUUCAAUGCAUGUCACUCGCGUACAGACAGAAGCUGACGUCUCCUAAGUGGAAUCGAUUCAAAGGCAUCAGACUGCGAUGGAAGGACAAGAUCAGGCUGAACAACGUCAUCUGGAGAUGUUGGCACAUGCAGUUUAUCCUGAAGCAAAAUACCCUGGUGUGUCAAUUUGCUUCUCCCCUGGACGUAGACACUCACAACAAGCCAGAAGCAGUGGUGUUAGAGGGUAAAUACUGGAAACGAAAAUUAGCGGCGGUUACAGCGGAGUACAAAAAAUGGCGUAUGUUUUAUCGGAACAAGAUUCUUGGUUGGACCAACAAGGAUGGAACAGAUAUGUUGGAAUCGAUGGACAUGCUGGACUGGAGCAGUGGUAUGGGAUCAUCCGGGGGCUUUUCGUCAGGACUUAUGAAUUCCCACGGGAAUCUCAGUGGUCUACAGGGCCCUGAUAGUAUGAUGGUUGAUGAGGAUUAUAUGGAACUCAUGACUGACACGUUAUUCUCAACAAUAAGCUCAAAUCAACCCAUUUAUUUUCCCGAUCCCCGAGAAAUCGCUCGUGGAGCGAGUCUCGCCGAUUUUAUCCAGCCGUCGCUGGGUCCUCUACAACCGAAUCUUGACGACUUCAUGGACACCCUGGAGCCGCUCCAGGAGUUUCUCAUCUCAAAGCUGCCCCCAGUCCCUGAGGAGGACGAUCUUUUUCGAUCGACAAGCCUUAAUCCCACCUACUCAGACCUCGACCUGAUGUCCUCGAUGAAUCUUCAGGCAUCUCAGCCUCAGAGCACCACUCAAAUGUCUCAGGUACCUUCCACCAUUCCCCAGCCCCCGACACCAUCCGCACCCCUCCAAUCCCUCCAGUACUCACCGAAAUACAUCCCAGCCCCACCCCAAUCGACGCAAAUCUACAGACCACCAUCCACACCAUCCGAGACCUAUCAAAAUCAGCGGGAAAAAUCUCAGAGACCUGGACGUUCACCGUCAAGGUCGAAUAGGAUUAUUCAACAUCAGUCAGCCUCGGCUUUCCCCUCGUACCAGACGAGUUACAAUCAAAUGGACAUGGGAGCCAUCCAGGCGAAUCAGAAUAAUCCACAGAUUACAUUGAAUACUCUCGACAGUAGUUUUAAUACUAGGGGAAUUAAGGCCAUUUCCACAACAACUUCGGGGAUGGGUGAUUGCUUCAAGGGCAUUUCAUCCCAGGGAUUCGAGAUGGAACAGAGUCCACAGGGAAAUCAGCCUUUUAAAUUCCGGGGUAAUAACAUGAAGAAUAUUGGGCAGAAUAUCCCACAGCAAGUCACCGUGACAGUCUCUUCAGCUUCUCCAGUGCCAUCGCACAUUCUUCUGCAGUGCAAGCCAUCAGGUCUGGAUUUAACUGCACCAGCUCUUCAUCCAACCAAACUUCUCCCCAAGGGCACUGAAAAGGAGGAAAUAUUCGCUGUGCCGAAGUACCAGAUGAAGGUGAAGAGCCGGAGCAGAAGUUCCAGUGCUCUUGGCUGCCAGAGAAAUCAUCCACCACCACUGGUGUCCGCUGUCUCCGAUCCUGCCAUUAAUGUCAGUAAUAAUGUUUUAUUAGCACAACUGUUGACGAAUAAUUCGAGUGGAUUGUACACUGUCAGCACUGGUCCUGAUAAAAUAACGGGAUUGGGAGGGAGUCAGAGUACUGGAGGCAAGGGGAUGAUGCAGAUGGUUCAAGGAGGCAGCACUGGCGGUCAACUGGGUAGUCCGGGUAGAGGACAAUUAAAUAGUCCAGGUGGUGUUCAGAGUCAGGGUAGUCCCGGUGGUAUGUUGAUGUCGAGUAGUCAGUCACAGGGUAGUCCGGGUUCACCGAAAGAUAGUGGAGUUCAGAGUCCCCAGACAUUGAGUAUAAGUCCACUUCACAGUCCGAUGUGUCUGGGGUGUCCAUUGUCACCAGGAUCUAGGAUUUAUGUCAAGGGUGAACGGGAAGGUGGGGGCUACAAGGAGCAGAGACGGGUGGGGCACAUUCAUGCCGAGCAGAAGAGGAGGUACAACAUAAAGAAUGGCUUUGAUAUGCUACACAGUCUCAUACCUCAGUUGAGUCAGAAUCCUAAUACUAAAUUGAGUAAGGCUGCGAUGCUGCAAAAGGGAGCCGAUUAUAUUCGACAGCUCCGAGCUGAACGAAAUCAGAUCAAGGAGGAAAUGGAGAAUUUGCGUCAUCAGAUCGAGUGCCUUAAUACUUCUAUAAGCAACUGUCAGUCAAUGCUACCUGCGACUGGUGCCCCAGUAUCUCGACAACGCACUAAUAAGAUGAAGGAGAUGUUCGACGAGUAUGUGAGGAAGAGGACACGGGAGAACUGGAAAUUCUGGAUUUUCAGUAUUUUAUUGGAGCCCCUGAUGAUAUCGUUCAAUACCUCCGUCUCCACGGCCAGUGUCGAGGACCUCUGCAGGAGCACAAUACUCUGGGUUGAGCAGCAUUGCUCUCUGGUUGAUCUUAGGCCAGCUGUGUUGAAUUCACUGAGGUAUCUGUGCACUGCGACAGAUAUUUUAUCAGACCCUGGACGCCUUCCUGAAGAAGCUCUGGCUGCUAUCAAUCACACUGAGAGACGUAAAUCGAUGCAGUGACACCACCAAAAUUAUCUCGAUAGAACAAGCACAAAGAUAAUACAAGCUCUUUCAAUACCUAAAGUGCAAUUUUUGUCUCAUGUCAUUUUAAUAUUGUUUAGACUAAUUGCUAAUUACUCUCGGUUUUUCUGCAAAUUCGAGGUUUUUUUUUUUCAUGGGUACAGAUGGAGUUGAGAAGAAAUGUGGAAUUUCACAACAGAAAUACGGAAAAUUCUCAUGUUUAUUUUUGAUCGACAACAGAUUUCCACGAUUUUUAUUAAAAACUCUAGCAUAAUUAUAAACAAUCAUAACGCCAUCAAAUCCUUAAAAAAAGAAAGCUAAAAAUAUUUUUAUACGAAUUUGGCACCACUAGAACCAUAAAAAAUGCCAAUGAACUCUAGUGUAUAAAAACUCAUUUUUGUUGAAAAAAAAUUGUUGACCUUUUCCCAGAAUUUACACAUUAGUAUCAAGAAUGUAAAAAGAAUAAAUAAAGUUACUUAUAUUUGUUAUAAAAUAUAAUAAAAAAAGAACAACGAUAA